ACUAAACGAUAUGGAUGGACUACAAAACGGUAUGUGAACUUGGGGGCCCACCAGGUGACCCAUUCUUUUCUGGUGAUACCUGAGUGUCCAGCGUCCUUGUUGGGAAGAGAUUUACUGUCUAAAGUAAAUGCCCAAAUUCAUUUCGACCACGGACAAGUGUCAAUUUUAGAUGGGACUGGGCAUCCUCUUCAGGUCCUGUGUCUGGCAUUAAAAGAUGAAUACAGACUCUACUUGCCAGAGGCCCCAGCGACAAUAAGCCCCAAAGUACAACCAUGGGUUCAAAGAUACCCUCAAGCCUGGGCUAAAACAGCAGAAAUGGGGCUGGCCAAACAGAGGCCCCCUAUCAUUGUGAAACUAAAAGCCAGUGCUUCCCCGGUGAGGGUACGACAGUAUCCCAUGAGUCAGGAGGCUCGACAAAAAAUUACUCCUCAUAUACAACGCCUCAUAGAUGCUGGGGUCCUAAAAAGGUGCCGGUCCCCAUGGAACACUCCCCUGUUGCCUUCGAAAAAGCCUGGGGGAACUGAUUUUAGACCGGUUCAAGAUCUAUGAAAAGUCAACAAACGGGUAAAUGAUAUUCAUCCUAUGGUUCCUAACCCUUAUACAUUGCUAAGCAACUUGCCUCCAAACUACAUUUGGUACACUGUUUUAGAUUUAAAAGAUGCCCUUUUCAGUUUGCCUCUUGCUCCUGCAAGCCAAGAGAUCUUUGCCUUCGAAUGGCAGGAAGACGGUAGUCAGACCCCUGUGCAGCUGACAUGGACUCGCUUACCACAGGAUUCCAAAAACUCGCCCACGUUAUUUAACGAGGCCCUGGAUGAAGACCUCCAUGAGUAUCGGGUUGAACACCCUACCAUUGUUUUAUUACAAUAUGUUGAUGACCUUAUGCUGGCAGCGGCUACAGAAAAAGAGCGCCAAGAGGCAACAGACCCUUCCUCCCGGCACAGGAUGGCUCUCUAUUCCCACUCUGUCUAUAGAGCCUAUCUCUACCUCCGAGGGUGUGCUGUGGACCUUCAAACAGACUCUGGGGACAAUGACAUUGCCUUCUCCUUCUACUUCUAUGCUCAGUUUGAAGAUGACAGCAGUGACUAUGUGAUCUGCAACACAAGGCAGGAAGGAAAAUGGGGUACUGAGGAGAGGAUUUGUGAGAUGCCCUUCCAGAAGAGGGAGUAA
Molecule: messenger RNA, 1167 nt
Organism: Capra hircus (goat)
Lineage: Eukaryota; Metazoa; Chordata; Mammalia; Artiodactyla; Bovidae
Exons: 3
Biological process (GO): proteolysis
Molecular function (GO): aspartic-type endopeptidase activity; carbohydrate binding
Source: RefSeq, a predicted model, not a curated record